ACACCACAAAACUUCAUUUCUUUCUCUCUUUUCCCUCUUAGUCAAAAGGGUUCAUCAUUCAUCUCUCGAGGUUAUUUAGAAAAGCAAAAUGGUGAAGAUUUGCUGCAUUGGUGCUGGAUAUGUUGGUGGUCCAACUAUGGCAGUCAUUGCACUUAAAUGUCCAUCCAUUGAAGUGGCUGUUGUCGACAUAUCUGUAUCCCGCAUCACAGCUCGGAACAGCGACCAGCUUCCAAUCUAUGAACCCGGUCUUGACGAUGUUGUAAAGCAAUGUCGUGGCAGGAAUCUCUUCUUCAGAACUGAUGUUGAAAAGCAUGUCUUUGAGGCUGACAUAGUGUUUGUCUCUGUUAACACCCCGACUAAAACUCAGGGUCUCGGUGCCGACAAAGCAGCAGAUUUGACAUAUUGGGAGAGCGCGGCUCGCAUGAUUGCUGAUGUCUCAAAGUCUGACAAAAUUGUUGUGGAGAAAUCAACUGUUCCUAAGAUUUUUACCAGUGAAGGAGACAGUGUGGACAAGGUAUGCAUCUUUCCUAAGUUGGAAGAAAUCCACCUAACCAAACUCAAUAAGUUGACAGACAUAUGGCAAGUGGAAGUUGGUGCCGAUUCCUUUUCUAGUCUCAUUUUUGUGCAAAUUGAAGGGUGUAAACAACUUAACAAGGUUUUUCCAAGUCACAUGACAGGAUGGUUUGGGAGUUUAGACAGCUUGAAGGUUAUUGAUUGCAUGUCGGUGGAAGUGAUUUUUGAAAUCAAAGAUUUUCAACCAGAUGUAUCUAUGAAAGUCACAAACCUGCAGCUUAUUUUGGUAGACCAACUCCCAAAUCUAAAGCAAGUAUGGGAUAGAGAUCCAGAAGGAAUUCUUUGCUUCAAAAAUCUGCGGGUUAUAGAGGCUACACGCUGUAAUCAAACCAAUGCUCCAUUUUUUCACUGCGGUAAAAAAAAGCGCAAUUAA
Messenger RNA from Lathyrus oleraceus (garden pea), 946 nucleotides. RefSeq lists its product as uncharacterized. Gene Ontology annotation, cellular component: nucleus. Gene Ontology annotation, molecular function: UDP-glucose 6-dehydrogenase activity; NAD binding. The coding region runs from base 89 to 946 and encodes 285 amino acids. NCBI's taxonomy places the organism in Eukaryota, Viridiplantae, Streptophyta, Magnoliopsida, Fabales, Fabaceae. Gene Ontology annotation, biological process: glycosaminoglycan biosynthetic process. The transcript is spliced from 2 exons. The record is from RefSeq and is a predicted model, not a curated record.